GUGAUAUUGUGAUUUAACCUGAAGUCUUUAAUAACUGGUUCACACGUGUUUUUUUAUUUAUUUAUUUAUUUUUUUUACAGAUUAUUUUAUCAGCUGUACAAUCAUUUCACACAUCACUGUCCUUGCCUCUUAUCAGAACAGCCAGCCGUUCUAAAAUCUACCUCCACUGUGAAACAUGGCAUCUCCUGCUUUGUGUGAUCUCCUUGGAUUGCCGGAGCAACCGUUUCCAUGGCAACGAAGCAAGUAAAACUUAACUUUCAGGUCCCUGCCUAUUUUGUGAUGAUUGGCUUAUACAACACUUAGCGUCACGCCUCCAUUGCAAUCCUAUUUAUUUAAUUGGCUAGCUAACUUGUCAAUCAAGAAGAAGUCACACUAGGAACUGUCUCAGGUUGAAGGGCUGCUAAGGUGAGAGAGUUGCCCUGUAAUGGGGCGCACAAACUCAGGUAUUCUGUAACCGCAGCGUUGCACAUUUACGUUCAGGAAAAAACUUGAACAAACAGUUCUUCCAAGAUGGAACUUUUAGGUUCUACCCAUACAACCACGUAUACUCGUCCAGGAAUGAAGUCCACUAACUUUCUACCUGCUAUUUCCACAAUGGCUUCCAGCUACAAGAACCCCCACUUUGUCAUGAGCCAGAGCAUGUACCUACCCUGGAGGCCCAGCUCCUACCUCAGAACAGCGUCUGCCAUUCCCAGCAUCGGAGUUACCUCCAGAAUCUCCCCGGAUCUGACCAAGGCCAAGGUCAGCAGAUUUCCUUCUAACCGCAUGGCCCUGUUCGCCCGCUACACCCCUGUGGACUGGUUGAAGUCGAACCACAAAAACUACAUGGAGUCGGAGUCUUUGAGGCACAGUGCUGAGAGGCUCAGAGUGGACACUGCCCGUCUCAUCCAGGACAAAGCGCAGCUGACCAGAAAGACCCAGAGCACCACCAGCAAGAACAUCGGGGAGCGCCUCAACGACAUCAUGUUCUGGAAGUCCGAGCUGAACCACGAGAUUGAGAACAUGAUCGGGGAGACCAACGCUCUGGCCGAGGUGAAGAAGAGACUAGAGAGGGCUCUGGCUGAAACUGAAGGGCCGCUGCAGGUCGCUCGGGAGUGUUUGUACCACAGAGAGAAGAGGAUGUCUGUUGACCUGGUCCAUGAUAAAGUGGAGAAAGAUUUAAUUCAGGAGGUUGAAUCCAUCAAGGGCUGCCAGGAGAGAAUGAGAUGUUCUCUGGAUGCAGCCAAUAGCCAGCUCGCGUCCAACAGAGCAGCUCAACAUGAGUUAGAUAGAGACAUCAAUGACAAACUGAUUGCCCACAGGAUUGAUGACAAGUGCCACUAUCUCAGAAACACCUCUGAUGGCAUCAGUUACUUCCGUGGGGUGGAGAAUAUCGAUGCAACCGUUUCAAUGCCCGAGUCCUGGGCCAAGUUUACGGACAAUAACAUCCUCCGCUCCCAGAAUGAGCGGGCUGCCUCAGCCAAGCUGCGGCAUGACAUCGAAACUCUUCUGAACACGACCUCCAGCGAGAUGUGGAGUCACUUCAACAGCGUCAACGUGGCUUUUACCAACCGCCUGUCCGAGGUGGCCGAUGCCAAGAACAAGCUGCAGAUGCACCUGGCGAAGACCCUGCAGGAGAUCUUCCAAACGGAAAUGCUCAUUGAGGCCCUGAAGAAGGCCAUCCAGGACAAGGAGAGCCCUCUCAAAGUGGCCCACACUCGCCUGGAUGAGCGCACAAGGAGGCCCAAUGUGGAGCUGUGCCGCGACUCUAGUCAGCUUCGGUUGGUUAGUGAAGUCCGAGAGAUUGACGACACCAUCCAGAGAUUGCGGGAGAGGCUGUGGGAGGCAGAGAAGACUCUUCAGAUGCUGGUGAAUACCAAAGUCACCCUGGAGCAUGACCUGUCCAUCAAGGCUAACUCCCUGUUCAUCGACCAGGAGAAAUGCAUGUCAAUGCGCAAGAGCUUCCCCAGCACCCCCAGGCUGGUGGGCUACACAUGAAGGAUUGCAUUCCAAAAGGAUUGUGUUUUGAAGAAGGUGUAUGGCAUUAAAUAUAUAGGGCAUUUUCCUGCUAAGAUGUGAUGAUUAUUUAUUUUAUCCCACUGCCCCCUCCCCCUCCACCCCCUGGGGUUCUUGAAGUGAUUUUUACACACAGUGAUUUCCAUCACAUAAAACACAUGCUGUUGCUUUGUCACUUAAGCCUUGCUGUGUCACCCCUUCCACAGGGUGCAGCUAGUCUAUGAAAGCACUGCAUUUACAUGAUGACUACUUUAAUUAUGACUUUUUAUGUUUACCAACAAAUUAUUAGUAUAUAUAUAAUCAGCAGCUGUGACUGAUUGAAAUUAACUUUGGAAAGUUUAAAAUUGAAUGAUGACUUGUGCUUGGCAUGGUGACUUCUGUUGCUUGUAAAGAAUGUCUCACUAAACAUCUAUUAGUAUCAUUGAAAGGAUCUACCAUCUGAGCUAUCAGUUUUUGUUUACUUCCAAACACUUGUAAAUCUCACGUAUCUGUUUGUGAACCCAGUUGGAAACAGACAAUAAUCUGUGAAACAAAAGAAAAGAAAAAUAGUCCAGAGUGUUUGCAAUAUUGAAGCCAAAAAUCUAACACGCACACACACACACACACACACAAACAUAAAACAAUUGGAUAGAUUAUUUAUAUUUUGGGUAAAUCUGAUAUAAAUGCCAUAUGCUCAAAUGACAGUGUUAUGUAAAUGCUUCAAAUCUAUUACAGUCCAGGUUCUCUCUUUAUUAGAGGAACAGUAUAUACCACAUUCCUUCUUAUCACCAAUAUUAAUUUCUUUGAAUGUCUUUGGAACACCAAUGCAAAGACCAACACUGCAACCCAUGUAAAUAAUUAAAAGGGCUUGAGAUAAAAGUGCCAGUAAUUUCACUGGAUUGCAUUUUUACAAGUAACUUGCUUCACCCAGUUAAUGAUAGCAUUCUGACAGCCUGUAUUUGAAUCUCUGAAUCCUCUUUGCACAACAUUAAAAGGGUCAAAAGUAAAGGGUUCUCCCUUUAAAACAAGUUCAAACAUAUCUGUGUCCACUGUGAAGCUAACCUUAACCUACAGUAUAUGCACAAAACAUAAGAACAUAAGAACAUAAGAAAGUUUACAAACGAGAGGAGGCCAUUCAGCCCAUCUUGCUCGUUUGGUUGUAAGUAGCUUAUUGAUCCCAGAAUCUCAUCAAGCAGCUUCUUAAAGGAUCCCAGGGUGUCAGCUUCAAAAACAUUACUGGGGAGUUGGUACCAGACCGCUGGGAAGUGUAAAAGCACCACUGUGUAUGGUAAUGCAUUGUAAAACAAAGACACAGAAAAUAAAUGCAUUGUGAAGAAUGGUAAAUCCAUGCAGUAGUAUAUGAAGGGAAGACCAUCAUACACUUUUUUAAAGGACUACCUUUAUGACAGUGUAUACCACUAGCACAAUACCUGGUUGGAGCC
Acipenser ruthenus (sterlet) is the source of this 3416-nucleotide messenger RNA. RefSeq names its product tektin-3-like. The transcript is spliced from 8 exons. The record is from RefSeq and is a predicted model, not a curated record. Gene Ontology annotation, biological process: cilium movement involved in cell motility; cilium assembly. Gene Ontology annotation, cellular component: sperm flagellum; microtubule cytoskeleton; nucleus. The coding region runs from base 511 to 1977 and encodes 488 amino acids. Lineage: Eukaryota; Metazoa; Chordata; Actinopteri; Acipenseriformes; Acipenseridae.